UGGAUGCAGUUAGCGCCGCCUGUCUUGAUUGAAGGGCUCGGUCAGUCAGCUUCUCUGAGUGGGUAACGUCAACAUGGAGCACUUGAAAACGAGUUUCUACCCAGCGGGAUACGAGAGCGAUAACAGCGACGAAGACUGGUACAGCGAAAGGGCCCCUAACAAAAACCAUUUUGACGUUCAGAGUGUUGAUUAUGCCGUGGCAGAUCCUGAAGAUACAUUUUCUUUGCUGAAAAAGGCCAUCAAUGAAGGCAAAGUUGGUGCCAUUGAACAGCUGCUGGACAAUGGCAUAGACGUGGAUUGCAAGUUGAUCUUUGACUGGACUCCUCUGAUGUAUGCUGUCAGUGUGGCGGAUGACAAAAUGGCCAAAGUGUUUCUGGACCGGGGAGCUAACGCCAACUUCAGCAAAGAUGGAAGGACAGUGCUCAUGGCUGCCUGUGGGGCAUCUGCCGACGAGGACAAAAUUGCUCGUUGUGUGGACCUUCUGCUCUCCAGGAAUGCUGAUCUCAACAUGGCGAACAGGUGUCAAAUGACUUGCUUGAUGAUGGCUGCCAGUAAGGAUUACUGCAAGAUCCUUAACCUGCUGGCAUCGUAUGGCGCUGAUCUCAACAUGCAGGAUGCCAACGGAUACACCGCCUUGUCAUUUGCCGUGCACCACGGCCACGAAAAGGCCGUGCUAAAGCUCCUCCAGCUCGGAGCAGACAGCAGCAUCACGACCAGUGCAGGGAAGACCCCCGCUCAGCUGGCUUCGCUUCUUAACCACACUCAGAUCUCCAGGAUCCUGUCCUCCAACAUUAAUCCUGUCCUGCCUAUCAACUCUGCUGAGGAAUCACUUUGCACAAGCAUCUAUACCAACCCUCAGCCUCAAUCUUCUGUGGAAAGCGUACCCAAGCUGAAUGACUUAGAGCUCUUCCUUCACGGCCUGGAUCUUGGCUAUCUGGCCGACAUCAUGCAUGAGAAGGACAUCGCUUGGGGUGAGCUGCUGACUAUGGAGCAGGAGGACCUGGCCAAGGUUGGAAUCACAGAUCUAAAAGACCAGAAGAAGGUUCUGAGCGCCCUGCGUCAGAUGCACUUGGACGAAGUGGAACUGAAAACUAUUGAAGAACUUGGGGUGAAUGACAAUGGGAGCGAGGAGUUGCUCAACUUCCUGCUCAAGCUGAAGCAGCAAUGCUGCUUCCUGACGGAAAUCGUUCAAGACACAAUCCGCCACUUUCCCCUGCAGGUCUCCAAGCUGGUCUUCACACUGGACCACAAGAGGGAGGCGGAGGCCGUGUGCAGCCAACUGAUGGUGCAGAUUCAAGACCUGCAGACCGAAGUCAACUGCCUGCACAAUCUGCUCUGCCAGAUGAACGAGGCCCCGAACUACUGUCGACCUCCGCCGCCUGUCGCCCACGGCAACAGGAAGCUGCCACCCCUAGCGAGGGUUGUCGUGGGGACGCUUGGGGCUGCCCUCGUCCUCUUCUUCAGCUGCCGCUAUCUGCGCAAGUGA
Molecule: messenger RNA, 1486 nt
Organism: Syngnathoides biaculeatus (alligator pipefish)
Lineage: Eukaryota; Metazoa; Chordata; Actinopteri; Syngnathiformes; Syngnathidae
Gene: asz1
Product: ankyrin repeat, SAM and basic leucine zipper domain containing 1
Exons: 13
Coding region: 74-1486 (470 amino acids)
Biological process (GO): piRNA processing
Cellular component (GO): pi-body
Molecular function (GO): protein binding
Source: RefSeq, a predicted model, not a curated record